AUGUAGAAUACGUAUACAUACAAAGUUGGCAUGACUUGCUCAGGAUGCUCUAGUGCUAUUGAACGAAUUCUUAAAAAGACAGAAGGAGUGUCUAGCUACGAUAUUUGUAUAGAUACUCAAAUUGUGCAGGUCAAGACCACUCGAAGCCAGCAGGAAAUCUUUGAUAUCAUCAAAAAAUCUGGCAAGCCAGUUGAAAUUCAAUAAAGCCUGAAUUCAGCAUGGUCUGAGAA
Messenger RNA from Batrachochytrium dendrobatidis JAM81, 230 nucleotides. RefSeq lists its product as uncharacterized. NCBI's taxonomy places the organism in Eukaryota, Fungi, Chytridiomycota, Chytridiomycetes, Rhizophydiales. The record is from RefSeq and is a predicted model, not a curated record. The coding region runs from base 31 to 204 and encodes 57 amino acids. Gene Ontology annotation, molecular function: copper chaperone activity; metal ion binding. The transcript is spliced from 2 exons. Gene Ontology annotation, cellular component: cytosol. Gene Ontology annotation, biological process: copper ion transport.